GCCAAGAUUCCGAGACUUUGCGGAUUAUUUGCGGGACUUUCGAAAUUUCGAGGUACCCAUCGCUCCCCCUAUUAUGGAAAAAAGUCUUUGCCAGGAGUAAAAGUGUGGUCGUUGUUGUAUCCCUGCUAUUAAGACAUACGCCUGUUUACCUAGCCUUGACUUAUUAGUUAUAUUGUGGCAGUAUUAGCACCACCCCUUCUUACGACUUAACGCGCACUCUACGGCCCGCUAAAAAAUCCAUCUAAAGCAAUUUUUGACCAGCAACAAAAUCACGACUCCAUGACAAUAAGGUGAAAGGCAUUGACCAGAUGGUGUGUGCCACCUUGCUUUAGGUUCAAUUCACUUAUUCAUGGCCACCCGCAGAGGGAAAGUCUCUGGAUGUCAACCUGCACUUGAGUCCCCUAAUAAUGGCCGUCUACUGGCGAUAGAUAUAGAAACAGCUUUAAACCCUUUGGUUUGAAAGGAGGUCACGCAGUCGGUUUAUCGGCACUCAAGCGAUGCACGACUUAACAAAGGCUGUUAACUUUCAAAGGAAACCAUUCUCAUAAGCCGGGACGGUUUUCUGAUUGGUCGAGCAUUCAUAACAGGUCUUUUCUCCCGGCGUGCGAGUAUUGUUAAGGUGUCACACUCCGCAGAGUUUGGCGCUCGGGAAGAAUUUGAAUUUUAACGGAUAACAUGCAGGUGAAGUUUUUGUAACUCAACAAAACUGAGUGAUUACAAACGUGUUUACUUUUGUAGCUUCACUAUCAAGCUACGCUACACCAAUACGAAAUAAUCGGUCGAAUCUUCGCAAAUAUGUACUCCUAACAACUUGCGCGGGACACUUUUAAGAGAUAAAAAAUCAGACUAGCCUACUGUUAAUCUAGUUAUCUUGAAAACUAGUGAUCGGUGGAUUGGGCUUUUUAUUGCGCUAUGGAGCAGAAUAGUGACGAAGGAUUUGGAGUGUCACCGACGACGCUUGUGUCUUCGCAACCUGUUGUGACAGACUCGACGAUUAACGAAGAACUCGAAAGACUUCGCCGAGAAAACGACGGGAUCAAGGAUGAGCUGGAUAUGAUUAAAAGCCAGUUGGGGCAAACACAACUUGGUCGCAGCAACAGUCAAUUGAACCUCAGCCACCUUGAGCACUCCACUCCCCCCCGGCGAGAAAGCCCGAACAUGAGGGACCAGUCGUACGAUGCCAUGAGAUCCAGGGGGGACACCACUGACGCGGAAAUCAAGGCGUUGAAGACGCAGCUUAAAAUGGCGGAGGAGACGCGCGAUAGCUCCAGGCGGGACUUGAUCGAUGCACACCGCAAGAUCCGAGACGCGGAAGAUAGCAAGGAGACCUUGAGGAAGGAAAACCUUCACGUGAAGCGGCAAGUGAAGGAUCUCGAGAUGGAGAAACAGUCACUUGAGAAAUCUGUGAGCGAUUUGCGUGAAAAGGUCAAGUUGGUUGAGAAUGAGAAGUCGGAAUUGAAGUUCGCGUUUGAUGAGUUAGAUAGCAAGUACCGCGUGUGUGACGAGAACCGAUCUUCCAUCACCAACGAAUAUGAGGACAUGCGGGCCCGAUUCAACGAGGUUGACACUGAGCGCCAGGAGAUCCGGCGCGAGUUAAAGGAGGCGUUACGUCAGAUCAAGAUGCUUAGCGGGGAGUGCUUGCAGGGGAAGAAGGACGCCACGGACCUCAAGGAUAGGCUGGAGCAGGAGGAGGGACGCAGACUUGACAGCAGGCAGGAGAUGAACGCUAUUAAACAGAAUAUUAUUAUGCUGGAGAGCGAGAAAGAGGAGGCGAGACAGGAGGCGGCAAAACACCAGAGAAGGUCUAGAGACAUUGAAGAACGAUUUGCAUCGAAAGAAAAGAAUUACCAAGCAGACAUUGACGAGCUGAGGCAAUUUGAGGAGAAGGCGAAAAGAAAGAUAAGUGAGCUGGAGGAUCUCUUGGAGAAAACCACGUUCGACAGAGAGAACUACAAAGCACAGCUCUCAGGUAGCGAAGGUCGCAUCGCCGCUCUUGAGAACCACAUAGGGCGCUUGGAAGGUCAAAAGAUAGACGCUGAGUACAAGUUAUCCAGCCUACAUUCUAUACUAAGACGCUCCUUGGGCGUACGAGCUUACGGAAACUCCCCUGUCAGGGGGGAGGGGAGCCCCAAGAAGGCGAGGAUGAGCUUCCGGUCACGACAACAGCGGGACGCGUCGUCUGACGAAUCAGUUGAUGAGAUCGACCCCGACCAAGUCAAGGCCUCUUUGAAUGACCUUCUACAGAGCAUGCGCGAGUGCGAGAGGAGUCGAGACGAGGCGAUGGCUAAGGUCGAGACCCUGCAGAGGGUAGUGGCGGAGAUGGAGGAGGAGCGAGCCUCGGCGUCAGGAAGGAUGCGAGAGCUGCAUGAAACCAUCAACAACUUGAGCCAGCAGAAGCGAGACAUGGAGGACAAUUUGAACACGUCACAGACAUCGCUCACGCUACAGGAGGAAGCUCUGCAGAAAAUGGAGCGAAACAACAACGUGGCGACCGAGAAACUCCAGAUGCUUCAAAGCACACUUGCCUUGUCUGAAAACGAGCGGCGUGUGUUACAAGAUAAGAUCCGAGAUUUCCAGGAGAUGGAAACGAGGCUGAAAGACGGCAACAAUGUAUUGCGCGGCGAGAUGGAAGCUGCAUCCGGGAACCGAGCGAAACUUGAGCUGAGACUGACAGCACUAGACGGCGAAAUGCAGCGCGUGAAGCGGUUUAACGCGGAGCUGGAGAAUGAGAACAAUGGCUUACGCGAGCGGCUAGGAAUGAACUUCAAAGAAAUGCAGGAUCUUCAAAAUAAAAUCGUGAGCCUCGAGUUAACAUUGGAAAAGAUGCACGGAGCGUUGUCAAAAGCAGAAGAUGAAGAAAAAAGGUUAAAGGAAAAGAUCCAAAGCCUUUCAGUAUCCCUUGUCGAUAGCAACAGCAGCUCACAAAACCUGCAAGACCGGAUUAACCAGUUACAACGAGUGCUUGACAGUACUGAGGGCGAAAAAAAACUGAAGCAUGAGUCAGCCGUCAAAUACAAGGAAUCAUUGAAAGAGGCGAAAGCUGAAAACCGCGCCAUGAGAGAAAAGCUUCAAUACCUCGAAAAAUCGUCCGAAGAAGCAGACUUACAAGCCUGCGAAAUCGAAAACCAGCUGAAGCACGCCAAAAUGGUAAUCCAACAGCUCAAAGAUCAGGAGUUGGAAAUGGCGAAACAAAUAGAUGAACUUGAACAACAUAUUGAGACACUAAAACAGCAGAAUAACUCCCUGCAAAGAAAUAACUCGUCGUUUGAGGGCGAAAAACGAGACUUAGAACGGUCUAAUGUGCGUAUAGCAAAAGAUGUGUCUGCUCUGAAGCGAACGCUUGAACGACUCCAGAAAGAGAGGCUGGGUUUCGAGGAGUCCUUCUACGAAACAACGCAAGAAAAGGAAAUGAUCAGUCGAUCCCUGUCGGAGGCGCAGAAAGAGAACACGCAGUUAAGGAACCAAGUGGACACUCUACAGAUGAUCAUGCGAGAGAACGAGGAGAAGCACAUAGACAGUAUUGCCAAGAUGACCAGCAUGCAACGCGAACAGCAAGCCACUGAUGCAUCGCGAGUUCAGUCAGCUCUAGAGAAAGCACAACGGUCAGCGGAGACGCGAGAAAAAGCCAUGAAAGAACACAUCGACUCUCUUGAAAAGCAGAUCUCGGUCCUAAGAAGGGAACUAAAAGCGGAGAGAAGCGAAAGAGAAAAACAAAUGACAAAAGCGGCCAUGAAGUCCGAGGAGAUACGUGAGGUACGUACAUCGCUUGACAAGUCCCUCAAAAACGUCGAAGAGGAUGCGACUCAGCUUCGGAGCAUGCUCGGAAAAUCCCUUCGUAAAAUCGAUAAAUAUGCGGACGCUUCGCGGCGUGGUGAAAUUCCCUUGACGUCUACCGACACAGAGCAAUCUACUGUCGACGAAACUGCACAAAACAGCGAAGAAAUGUCAACACGACGUACUCGGUCGCCGAAACGACAUAUUCGGUCGUCGUCGGGCAAUCUUCGGAGUCGGAAAUCACUCGGAGCAUCGUCGGAUCCGACAACUAGAAUGGACUUACCUUUGACCAAUGGUCACGAGCAUGAGCCGACGAGAGCAGAUAUCUCGCCCGUCCGACGUUACAGAAGGCAGCGAAAGGCAGUCAAUUGAACAUGUACAGAGAAAGCAAUUAGUCUACCAAGGACAGGUCCUUUGAUAUCUGGCGGGGCACCGCUAUCGAGUAUGCUAGAAAUUUAAACAAUCCUUGGAUGAAAAAAAAUCACCAGAACGGAAAACAGGGAGCUCAGAUCUAGCCAGGCUAAAGAGAUCAUUUGCCAUUCUAUAUUUCUAGUUAACCACGUGACGUUAAAUUAUUCUUCUUUUAAUCAAGAAUGCUUAAAACAUAUCCGAUGGUAUCAGGUAGAUACCUAUAUAUUAUGCUCUCUUGGUUGUGUUGAUGUGAAAAUUUCGGGAAAGCAAAGCUACUCUUAAGGACAUCCUAUCCCCUUGGCCACCACCAUCCCUUAUAAUUAAGUCCUCUUAGUGAUUGUAUAGAGGUGAAUUUCUCCCAAGGCAAUUUUAAUAGUAAAUGAAUAGCAGUUUGCAAGAACACAGACUUUUUGAACAUAUAUAGAGGAUAUUACACAGUGGGGCGUAGAUAUUUAUUUUCGAGUGGUGGAAACAAUAUUCGUCCGCGCAGCGAUCGAGUAAAUUAUUGUUUUUACCAAGAGAAAAUAAACUUCAUAUCUGCAAGCCAUCGUUAAUGUUCUUUUUAUUAUAUGGACAAAUGAAUCAAAAAUCGAAAUGGGUGGGAAAGUUGUUUUGAUUUGACGCGCGCACAAACGAGACAUUUCGUUACAUAAGUGAAAGUAUGGAAAAUACGAGUGUUUUAGUUUCCGGUAGAACACUACCAUCCAUAUAAUAAACGCAUAUUUACAUAUCCAGACUACAGUAAUACAGUAAACUGUAUUUCUAAAUACCCCAAGAGAACGGAAAUUAAUUUACGAGAAAUUGUUUUUCUCAUAAAUUGUGACGCCCGGAUGUUUUUUUUUGUAUGUAUUGUAGUAUAAAUAGUAUACAGUGUACAAAAUGUGCAUUGAAUGAGAAUAUUUGAGAAAGCUGCCAAGUAAUUUAUAUUUAUUCUUCGACUAAUCAUUCGUUCAUCCUACAAUGCGUUCACACGAGUAGUAGAGCAUGUCUCCUUGCUUUUGUACAAACUGCAUUUUGCAAGAUAGACUAACACGAAACAAGUAAUAGACUCAUUACUCUACUAGCGCAAACAGUGAUAUUUUUUUAAAAAUUAAAAUUUCCAUUUGACCGAAUGUUUCGUGCUGUGUGAACUUUAACCUAAAUGCAUUAAAAACACCCAAGAGCAAAAAAAA
Messenger RNA from Nematostella vectensis (starlet sea anemone), 5357 nucleotides. Its product is annotated as rootletin. The record is from RefSeq and is a predicted model, not a curated record. The transcript has 12 exons. NCBI's taxonomy places the organism in Eukaryota, Metazoa, Cnidaria, Anthozoa, Actiniaria, Edwardsiidae. Bases 913 to 4146 code for a protein of 1077 amino acids.